UUGGUCCUGGUUGGCUUAAAGAAAAAAACAAAUUGAUCUGAAAAUAAAAUAAAAUCGAUAGACGCGGCCUUGGCUUUUGAUCUAUGUUAUUAUUAAGGGCAUAAAAUAAAUGAACCUAUAUGUAAAGAUGUCUUUGUCAAUCCAGAUAAAGUAAAGUUCUAUUCAUGGAUUUCCUUCAAUGGACACCAAAAUGGCAUGUUUUGAUCGUUGUUACUGCGCAUGCUCUCUUUAAUUCAUACCCAUUACGGAUAUCUAAGCAUUGUUCGCUUACUCAGCAAACCUCACAUACGUUCAUAAUAAAUUAGACUAUUAUUACAACGAUUAAUUAGGAAUCUCAUUAGAGAAUCCUUUAUGCAGUCAAAUCUAUGGCGGACAAGUCUACAGGAAGUCAUCCAAUACCUAUAAUAUUGCGGUGCGUAUGUUUUAUGAAACAACUUUGCAGACAGCAGUAAAUUAAUUAGUUGUGAAAUAUGAGAAUACCAUUUGGUAUUGAAGUUAUACUUACAUCGCUCGCAAUAUCGGCGUCAUUUGGAUGCUAUUUGUUCCCUAGUGACGUGCCGGAUCCCUGUGUGGGUAUAACGUGCGGCCCAGGGGAGCUGUGCCGACCUUCGGCUGAUGCCAGCAACUACAGCUGCGAAUGCCCAGCCUCGUGCCCCAACUAUGGAGACCAUGAAGGUGCUCGGCCACUCUGCGCCAGUGACGCGCGCGAUUACUCUGGCGAAUGCGAAAUGCGACGCGCUGCCUGCCAAUCAAAUACCAAUAUCACUUUCAAAUACUAUGGGACUUGCGAUCCGUGUGCCGGUAUAACUUGUCCGGACCCAGAGGUUUGUCAACUGGAUGAAAAACGAUUGCCUUCCUGUCGUUGCGCGGAACCCUGCCCUCUGGAAUUUUCACCGAUUUGUGCGUCUGAUGGUAAAACCUACUCGAACGAAUGCCAAAUGCAUAGAGAGUCAUGUCGAGCAAGAAAACAGCUGAAGAUAAUAUUCAAAGGACAAUGUAGCUCUGGGUUAAACCCUUGUGCGGAGGUGGAGUGCCGGCACGGUGCGGAGUGUCGUGUGGAAGGUAGCGGUGCCGUGUGUGCGUGUCCGGCCGCGUGCGAGCCCGUGCUGCGGCCCGUGUGCGGCUCGGACGCUCGCACGCACGACAACGAGUGUGAGCUACAACGCGCCGCGUGUCUACUUGGCCGCGAACUGAAAGUGCUACAUGUCGGAGCUUGUGGAUCAAACGGCGUGUGCGCAGGCCGGGUGUGUCCGCACGGCGGUGAGUGCGUAGCGUCUGGCGCCCGCGGCGUAUGUGUGUGUCCUCGGUGUUCUAACGAGUUCGCUCCGGUGUGCGGGUCCGAUGGCAUCUCCUACGGGAACCGAUGUAAACUGCAACUUGAGUCGUGCCGCCAUCGGCGAGAUGUACAAGUCCUUUAUGAUGGACCUUGCAACGGUUGCGAAAAUAAAAAGUGUGAAUUUUACGCUGUCUGUGAAAGUGAUGGAGUGUCGGAAGCCAGUUGCGUGUGUCCCAAACAUUGUGAAGAAGGAACUGAAACCGAGGAAGUUUGUGGAAAUGAUAACAAAACAUAUAAAAGUGUUUGUUCUCUGCGCGACAAAUCGUGUAGGGAGAAGUUGCAUAUUUAUAUAAAACAUAUGGGAUCUUGUGAAUCCUGCCUCAGCGUCAAGUGCCCGAACGGAAUGUGGUGUUCGAGUGGAAAAUGUUCGUGUAACGCGAAUUGUGACGGGCACCUGCGCGAGCCGGUAUGUUCGGACACGCGGCGAACAUUCCCCAACGAAUGCUCGCUGUUGCAAGCCGCGUGCGAGGCGCGCAUGCGUGGUGAAACAGAAAUACAUGUCUCUUAUUACGGAGAAUGUGCUGAAGCUCAAGAUGACACACUUAAUAUGGGUAGGUUGCCUUGA
Leptidea sinapis is the source of this 1901-nucleotide messenger RNA. Its product is annotated as agrin-like. The transcript is spliced from 9 exons. The coding region runs from base 471 to 1901 and encodes 476 amino acids. Gene Ontology annotation, biological process: multicellular organism development; cell differentiation. The record is from RefSeq and is a predicted model, not a curated record. Gene Ontology annotation, molecular function: protein binding. NCBI's taxonomy places the organism in Eukaryota, Metazoa, Arthropoda, Insecta, Lepidoptera, Pieridae.